Messenger RNA from Aphis gossypii (cotton aphid), 1350 nucleotides. Its product is annotated as neuroglobin-1-like. Gene Ontology annotation, molecular function: heme binding; oxygen binding. Lineage: Eukaryota; Metazoa; Arthropoda; Insecta; Hemiptera; Aphididae. The coding region runs from base 281 to 928 and encodes 215 amino acids. The record is from RefSeq and is a predicted model, not a curated record. The transcript has 5 exons.
UGGAUGCGGCUCGCCGACCAGUCGUACCGCUGCAUGCACCACCGUCGCAACUUUGCUUCCGCGUCCGUCAGUCUCUCGCAAAAACCGUCGUCGUCUCCACCGUCCCCAUCGCUGUUGCGUUUUUCUUUCCCGCCCGAAAACUAUAUUUUCCUUCGAAAUUGUUAAAUUUUUGGAUAUCGAAGAAUCUAGAAUGAUGCUUAUGAAUAAUCGUCGGUGUUAGUGAGCAUCUUUGGUCCUAUAUAAUUGUUCUACGUAUAUCCGUGUAUAUUAUACAAAUUCAAUGGGAAACGCGGGAACGACCAGAAGGGGAUCAAUAUUCUCUAAGCAAGACUCUACGGGCGAUGAUGGCUCAACACGACAUAACAAGCGGCUUUCAAGCAGGCAAAAUACUUUUCUGGAAGAAGAAGAAUUUCCACCAGAGCCACCGGCUUUGCCUCCUCCAGAACCGCUGACUAUGCGGCAAAAAGAGUUGCUCACUGAAAUGUGGAAAUUGUUAGAGGAGGACAUUGCAAAAGUUGGUGUCAUCACAUUCGUAAGCCUCUUCGAGACACAUCCAGAUGUUCAACAAUCCUUUAUGCCAUUUAAAGGAGUUGAUCUAGAGGACCUGAAACACAGCAGACAGCUAAGAGAUCAUGCUUUAAGAGUUAUGGCAUUUGUACAAAAAGCUGUCGCACGUUUAUAUGAACCCGAUAAAUUGGAAACUCUAUUAAGAGACUUGGGCAAGAAACACUAUCAUUAUGGCGCCAAACAAAAAUACGUAGACUUGAUUGGACCUCAAUUCAUUAUGGCCAUACAACCGUCGCUAGUCGACCGAUGGACUGAGGAAAUGCAUUCGGCGUGGACAGCAUUGUUUUUGAACAUGGCGUACAUUAUGAAAGGUUCGAUGGCAGCCGAAGAAAGGUUCAAAGUAAAGAAAACUGCCACUUAACCGACCAGUCACCAUUUGUACACACCAAUGAUUAUUAUUUUUGUUUUGUGAAUUAAUGUUUUUGUUCUAUUUUUAUUUUAUAACGAUACAACGUUUAUCUAUUCAAUACAAUUGGACUUAGACAAGAUUAUUAUUAUUAUUCGCAACGUAAGUUUUGUUAGACAUUUAUAUUACAUUAUAUUAUUAUUAUAUUAUAGAAAUCGCACGAUAUUUUCUUCGUUAAAGUCAAUAUCUUACGAAACAACGGCAUUGUUUGUACAGCAAAUAAUAGUUAAAUUCAAAUAUAUAUAUAAUAGUUAUAAUAAUAUUAUAUUGUAACGAUGUAGGUAUUAUUGCAUUAAUGUGAACGGUUAUGACCAUGUUAUUAUACUGCUUGGAAUUAAAAUAAAAACAACAUGAUAUUGACAUGAAUGGCGUUUAAA